AUGUUCCUCCUAGCGGCCUUUUGCUUGGCCCUGGCAGCAGUGAGCGGCCAGGCCAGGCCCCUGGAGCCGUCGGCGCAGCACAUAGUGAUCGUGACCCCUCAGGCGCAGGUGCACCUGGAGCCAGCCCUUCGUUAUGUCCAUGGCCUGUCGCCACUGGCUCGUGUGGCCACACCGCAUCAUCAUGAGGAGACCAUUGUGUAUGUGCCCGCCGGAGCUGCUGCCCAGGUGGUGCCAGUGCUGGAUGCAGUGGGCUCGGGGCGGGCUGGAGGAGCAGCCGGCCAGCCGGAAACAAAGCAGUGGGAGAACACGGGCGAGAUUAUCAACCAGAUCCAGCAGGCCUCUAUGCAAGGCGUUGAGAUUGCCAGCGGCCAGUUGAGCGAGGGAGCACAAAAUGCUGCCAGUGCCGGAGCAGGCUUCUUCCCGGCCCUGUUCCCUCCAUCUGGCUCCAAGAAGGAGAAUGCGCUGCAGCAGGGUCUAAAGACUGAAAAGAUUGAGCUGAUUGAGACGCCGGCCAACACCCAGCCCCUGAUAGCCACCGAAGCCCGGCACUUCUACACCAUUCCGCAGGUGUAUCAUACUCCGGUGGUGGAUGUGGUCCACGCACCGGUCUACUCCUGGCCCAUUCCCGCCAUCCGGGCCCGCAGCAUCCAGGAGCCUGUGUUGGAGCAGCAACAGCAGCAGCAGCAGCAGGAACAGGCACCUGCUGAACCGGCUCUGAAGCAGACUUUGAAGGCGGAACCGGAGUUGCAGGCGGAGAUCCAGCCGGAACCGCAGCCACAGGCCUUGCUGAAGGAGCAGCCAUUGCCUCUGCUGAAGGAGCAGCCUUUGCUGAAGGAGCAGCCAUUGUUGAAGGAGCAGCCGCUGGAGCAGCAGCCCGCCCAGGAUCAGACAAAACCGAUCAUUGCCAGCGAGCAAAAGUCGGAGUUUGCAGGACGUCUCCUGGAAAGCAAUGCCAUCAAGCAGGAGCUGCAGGGAGCCGAGAUCACCAAGGAGCAGUUGAAGGAAGAGCCAGCCAAGGCCCAGCUUUCAGAGGAGCCGCUGAUUAAGGCAAUUCCUGCCGCUGAGCCUCUUCUGACCAAGACCAUUCCGGCUGAGCCGAUCCAGGCAGAGCAGCCAAAGCAGGAGCAGAUCCAGCAGAUCCAGCCGGCGCAGCCUGCCGAGAUCAUCGCAGAUGCCAUUUUGCCGCAGGCUUGA
Drosophila serrata is the source of this 1194-nucleotide messenger RNA. RefSeq lists its product as uncharacterized. Lineage: Eukaryota; Metazoa; Arthropoda; Insecta; Diptera; Drosophilidae. The record is from RefSeq and is a predicted model, not a curated record.